UAUAUGUUAAAAAAAGUCUUGAAAAGAUCUACCCAAGGAUGUAUAUAGCUUGUGACUUCCAUCGUUGCAGGCGUUGAAUCAAAUCAUCCUCGAUGUACCGAAAGGUAUCUUGCUUAGAUCUCAAGAGUCGCAUACACAAACAACAUCAGGUCCAACCUAUUAACGAUUUCUCUCUCUAACAUUAUAAUAAGCGUGACAUCUUCAUACACAAAGAAUAUGUAAUCACUCAGCAAUCUUUUGACCAUCGAAAGUGAUAGGGAGAGUACCCAACUGGACUCACAUACAAUGUACUGUAAAAUUAACCUAUUAGAUAUAUCAAACUUCUACAUAUCAUCUUCUCCAAAUCUCAAAGUUGAUUGUGGUACUGUAGCUUUUGACUCUAUAAAGUUCAAAUAGUUUUGUAGGGACUUUAAUAACAAAAGUUGAGAUGGCCGAGUUGGUCUAAGGCGCCAGAUUAAGGUUCUGGUCCGAAAGGGCGUGGGUUCAAAUCCCACUCUCAACAUUACAUUUUUGUUUUUCAAUUUCUUCUUCCUUUGUUGGGCCUUGAAGGCAAAAUGAAGAUAUCAUGGCCAAUGGGCUCAUGUGUUCUCUCCUGUCCAUGCAUUUUCAUCAGCUUCUAUGACCUAUCAUGGUUCAUAAAUAAGCCCAAAUCAAUCUUCCAAUGCUGCCCACUAAAUGUGAGUAGCAAUCGCUCAUCAACUUAUGGGCCCCUUCUUUGCUGCUGUUUAGGCCCUACUUUAUGAGAUAAUGCAAGCCCAAUUAUCCAUGCAUGCAUGAUUACCAAGGCUUUUGAAUUUUAAUUUUUAACCAAUCAAUUUGAGCCAAUUAUUUUGUUUUGAGAUAAUAUGAUCAAAUUGAUCCAUUCUCUUUAAACGAAGCAAUUCUGGAAACUUUUAAAUUGUCUCGUGACAAUUACAAUGGUCUGUCAUGGCGCAGAUAAUUCGAAUUGACUCGUUUUAAAUGACUCGCUUUGUAAAAUGAGACAAUUGGCCGAAUUGUCUCAUUUUUCAAUUGAUCCAUCCAAAUGACCCAUUUGUUCUAUUUUCAUGCGGCUAAGGAAAGCUGCAGCUACAUCCUUUGUAAACAUUAUGGUAAUUGAUUUAGUUUGCGUUGGGAUGACAAUUUUGAUCAAAGUUGUUUACCACAUGUGGUUGGCCUGUUUUGGUGGUGGAGCAGAUAUGGGUACCUUGUUUGGUCUGACUUGUCUUAACCAACCUUAUUCCUCAAUCUGUUUGUGCCUAAAUUAUAUGUAAUUUUAUGAAAAUUACUUAGAAUUUUACUUUUAGUAUCUCGUAUAUUUUUUCUAUAAUGAAGUUGAAAAUAGGUGAGAAGUAAGAAUCUCAAUUUUUCAAACAACUUAAUUAAAUUUAUCAUAUUAUUGUUUGUUUCUUGGUUUUCAAAUAAAAAUAAUAAUAUUUCUAAUGAUUUUCUUUUAAAUUUUCUAUAUAUAUAUAUAUACUUAUAUGGGUCGAUAUAUCCGACCCACGCCCUAUGUUAAAUUACCCGACCUUGUCUCGACCUGCUACAAAUCAGGUAUGGAUAUUGAGAUAUCCGCCUCAGAUAUACCCAUUGUCAUUUUAGAUUUUACCUUAAUUAUCGAUCGGGUUCCGACGAUUAAUCAUAUCGGUGGAUAAUAGCCGUCUCUAAUUAUUUUUGUUGAGAUAUUGAUAAUAAAAAAUAAAUAAAAAACUAAAGAAAAAGUGCACCAUUUUAGUCAACUCCCGUUGGCUUGCGGAGUCGCGAAAGCAUGCAUUACGACUACGAUCCGAUUGAGUUCACACCGUAGGUCUCCAUAUCCGUGCUUGCUUUGUAACCCUACCCAUCUCCACCUAUUUAUGAAUGUAGAAGACGAGUUAAUAAGAGUAGGAGAGGGGAGGUUGGUCUGUACUUAUGAACGGUUGACCAACCCAAAUUAAAUGUCGAUUAUAAUUUGAGUUUGAACAUCAUUAGAGAAUAGUUGGUUUGAAGGACAAAUUUUGAACAUCAUUAGAGAAAAGUUGGUUUGUAAGGGCAAAAUUUGGCGGGAUAAGCACAUUUUGUUUAAUGCAGUAUUAUUUUAACUCGGUAUUGUUGUAUUUUUAGAUCUGCAAGUUUUUUCCUCAUAUUUGGAUUAUGAUGGCCUACAAUAUUUAACGAGCAGUUCAACCGCUAUGUGUUGUAUCAUGCUUGUUAUGUUUGAUUCUCUUAAGUUUUUAUUCAUUUUCAAUAUUGCUUUAGAAAAUUCUAAGAGGUGUUUCGAAUGUCGCAGUUGAGAAAUAAGAUAAUUGAGGUCGGGGAUUGUGUUAGGGCAAUUCAAAUUGCUCCUUUUUUAGGCGAUUGUAAAUUUUUUUCUCUUGGUGAAUUAGUUAUUCGAAUUAUAUGUCUCUUCUUCAGAUAAUUUUUGUUGGCCUUAAUAUGGAGCAAUUCAAAUUGUCAACUCCAAUCGCAAUGAUCCAUUUGAUUUUUACAAAGCCAGAUAGGACAAUUUGACCCAUUGUUUGUUAAAAUUGAGAUAAUUAAGUUAAACUAAUCCAUUCAAACUACUUGUUCGUUAUUGCUAUGUCUGGUACUGUUGAGCUAUCAGUUAGCUCAAUCACUCGACAAUAUUUUUUUUCAGAAGUGAAUACCAUGGAGGUAGAUCGACAGCUCAAAAGUAUUUUGAAUUCAGGAUAAGAUGAAAGUUAAUAUACCGAAGCUGGUCUCUUUCAGCCCUUUAGAACAACCCUCAUUAGUGUCAAUGGCGAUCCAUUUGAACCUUCCUCAUUCACAUUAAUUACUCAAAGAACAGUAAAAUCUUUAUAUAGGAAAAAAAAAAAAGUCAACCCUUGCUCCACCUGAUUGAUCAAUAAAUUCGCACUCUCUAAAUUAAAUCCAACUCUUCUCUUUUCUCCCCCUACCCUCACGAGCUAGCUGGGACAAGAACAGUGCACUUGCCAUUUUAAUAUUAUGUUCCCAAUCUGCAACUUGCUGCAGCUAAGUAUAUUUGAAAAACAGUCAGAAUAUACAAAGAGAGAUAAGAGCACUCAGAUUGUAGGUGGGGAAGAGAAGAGAAGACAGCUAUGCUCGAUUACCAAAUUGGGCAGUAGUAGUUGAUGAUUGAAAUGGUUUGACUUUGUAAAUGGGUUCUGGACUUUGGACAAUCAGAACUGAUGAUUGAAAUGGUUUUUAUAAGAUUAUCAGAGAUAUUUUCUUAUGCCUAUUGUAAUCGCAUUCUGGCUUCCAAACUCCAAUUUAUAAUUCCAAAUUGCAUAUCUAACUCGUCCUUUGAUCGUGAUAUUAAAAAAAUACAAAUUUCAAAAAUUCACGGUGUAAUAUAAAUACGCACAAUGUUCACGAAUUGCUAGUUAUGAUGCUACGAAUAAAAUGUGUACAAGAUUGGACAGUUCUAACUUCUUACAGAAGGUACCUACUAACCCUUUCAUGCAAAUUGAUACCCAUAUGUAAGACCUCAUAUUACGGAAUAAAACAAUCCAGACGUCAUAUAUGAAUACAACACGGGAGAAUUGGUAUUUAGAAUAGUUCUAUGUCUAUCCCAACUAGAUUGCAUGUGAGAUAAUGAGAGCCAAAAAUAUCGAACACACUAACGAAAUGCUUUGUAUUUUAAGAACUUGUACCGAAAACUUUACCCUAAAUCAUGCCUUACUUAAUCAUUAAGGACAUGUUACUUCUAAUGACAUCUAGAACUUUAAACUAAGUUGUUUAAUCUUGUCAAAAUGGUACAUGUUGUUUGCAUAACCUUGUGUUAAUUAUAAGCUUAACCUUUGCUUGUCACUAAACAAAAGGGCCAGGAAACAAGAAAACAAAACACUAUUUUAUUGAACACACGAGAUGAGAUCUACAGGAACCAAUUUCAAUGUCUUCGUUUCUUUUUAAAAACUCCACUCUACACGAUCACCCAUUUUCUUCGAUCUCUAUCCCUCUCUACCCCAAAAUGGACAAACUCGCCAUGAUCAACUCAACCCCGACUCGCUCCCACUCACCACCAGCUCACCACCUUCUUUCCCUCUUCUUUUCCAUCGCCACCCUCUUCGCCUCACUCGCCUCCGGCCAAACCGAUCUCCGGUCCGGUUUCCAAGCCACACCCGACCAAUCAAUAUCCUCGUUCCAGCCGAUCCUCAAAGACCCAACGGGGAAUUUCUCACUCGGCUUCCUCCGAGUCAACUCGUCCCAGCUCGCUCUCUCCGUCCUCCACCUCCCUUCCCUCCAACCCAUCUGGCAGGCCAACCCGACCCCGCCCUCGCCCAGCUGGUCGGACCGGACCCGGCUCUCCUUCAGCGGCCGACUCGUCCUCUCCGACUCCCGCCGGGGCGUUAUCUGGUCCACCACGGGGACCGAUCCAACCGAUACGGUCGUGCUGCUGAACAAUUCCAACUUACAGGUGAAGCGAAACGACCCCGUUUCGGCGAGGGAGGUAGUUGUCUGGCAGAGCUUUGACUUUCCCGGAAACACCCUCGUGGAGGGGCAGAACUUCAGCUCCAGCGCCACCGCCUUGGUGGCCGCCGGCGGGCGGUACGCCAUGCGGCUGGGGGACGACUUCAUGGCGAUGUACGCCGACUUCGACGGAAGUGGGGUCCCCGAUCGGAUCUAUUGGAAGCACAAGGCGCUCGAGGCCCGGGCUGACGUGGUUCCGGGUCGAGGUCCGAUUCGCCUGCGGGUCGAACCGGAAGGGUUUCUGGGGAUGUACCAGAACGGGUCGGGGACUACCCCGGUCGACGUUCAGUCGUUCAACAGCUUUCGUCGACGGGUCGGUGGCGGGUUCUACAUCGUCCGGAUCGAACCGGACGGGAACCUGAAAGGUUACAACUGGGACGGAGCCAGCUGGGUUCUCGAGUACCAGGCCGUACCGGAUGGGUGCGGCCUGCCCGACCCGUGCGGUUCGUACGGGCUGUGUCGUCCAGGAGGACCCACGUGCUCCUGUCUCGAUGAAACCGAUGAGACUCGUUCGAGUCGACCGACCGGUGGUCAGUGUCUGCCUGCACCGAGGGGCAACUUCUGCGGUCAACGAGAUGGUUUUCGAGUCUUGAGGAGAUUCGGGGUCGACCUUCCGUUCAAUAAGGAGCUGACCGACUACGUAAUGACCCCGUCGCUCGGGGAAUGCGAGGGCUCGUGCGAGAGGAAUUGCACGUGCUGGGGCGCGGUGUACAACAACGCGUCUGGAUUCUGUUACCUGGUGGACUACCCGAUCCAGACGAUGUUGGGUGUCACGGACCAGAGCAAGUUCGGGUACUUUAAGAUAAGAAACGAUGAGGACGGUUCGAAAGCCGGCAAGAAGAAAAAUAUGGGUUCGGGUGCAUGGGUCGGGCUCAUGUUCCUGUGCCUGUCGAUCUUGGUCCUGGGCGGAGCGGUCGGGUUUGUGGGUUUUAGGGCUUGGAAGAAGAACCUGAGAGUGAGGAACCGGAUAUUGGAAGAGGAUGAAGGGGUAUCGGCCCCUGGGCCGUAUAAGGAUCUCGGUUCGGAUAGUUUUCGGUCCGUAGAGAUGGGCGAGAGGCGAUGACGCAAGGGAUGACAUAUUUAUGGGCCGGCGCUACGUUGUAGUGGGCGCUUUGACUGGAUUGUGGAUAUUCUUUAUAUUUUUUUAUAGUCAAAAGAGACAAGAGAAAUAUUGUUUUUGAGAUUCGUUUUAAUUAUUUGUUUUUGUGGGAAAAUUGUAUUUGUGAUAAGUAAUAAUAUUAGAGCCAAAACGUCAUUCAUCACUAACUCUGAGCUUUUUUCUGAGUAAUGGUAAUGGUAAUGGUUCCACGGUAGUUUUCCACUAUUUGGUUGAGAUCGUUCAACUGUUUUAAUGGAGCAAAUGGUUUGUUCUAUUACAUUUCGUCGUCUCCACAACAUAGUUUACCGCUCACUAGUUAAGUAUAAUGACAAAUUUCAGAGUUAUUCAUAAUUUUAUAAGCUAGGUCUAUUAGUAUUUCGUGCAAUAAUAUAUCAUGGUAUUUAAGAUAUGACAUGAGCUUGAUAUAGAAAGUGAAACAUGUAAUUAGUGAUACGUAAUAUAUAUACGUAUAAUAGAGAAUUAUCAUAUAAUGUGUCAUAAAUCAGUUGGUUUCAAUAACUCGAGUUGUUGGGAGAAGGUUAUACUGGAUCUUAUACAAUCUCAUGUAUGUUACUUAAUUACUUCCUUACAUAAUGUGAUGUGUCACAUGAAUCCAAUAAAUAUAUAUAUUAUACUACGGCGUACUUGUAUCACUAUCAAUUAAAUAAAGUUAUCAGAAUUCAGAAUAAUGCUUUGUUUCUAGAUAGGAAAAUUUAAAACCCAAAAACAGUAAUUUUCAAUCACAUUUGUCACAUUUUCGUAUAAAGAACAUUUUGUUACUACAUGCAUGUCGAGGAUUAUUCAACGAGAGCUCCAUUUGUUCAUAAUUAGAUCGAAGAAUUGCAUACACAAUGCCCAAUUACUCUGAUGGGCCGGAGGAUGACAAAAGCCUAGUAAUUUGUGGGCUCUUGAAGCGACAUCGCAUUUAACAUCAUUAGGGGGCUUUUGUCGGCCUAGCCCAAUAUAUCGCGAAGCAUCCCAAAAAGUGUGAGGAACGGACAAAGAGUAAGAGAGAGAGAGAGAGAGUUAGGUAGACCGUACAAGAAGGCUUGGCCCCUAGAUGAUGUGUUGGAAGGUCCUCCAACACAAGUUAGGUAGCCAGACAUCAAGUCCACUGGGGUUCUUAAAAUUUUAUUAACAUAAAUGUUUGUGUAUCUAUUGAAUUUUGAGUUAACCGGGGUCCUUGGUGAGCCAACAUCGUUGAGAGUAUGGGGUCCUAAACUUGAAUUAUCGUACUAAAAAGUAAAACACAUGUAUUUAAAGGGUUUUGUUACCCAAUUAUUUGCCAAGUGGGAUCCUAGGACCCCUCUCCUCCUUACCUUCCUCCGCCACUGCCUCCAACACACGACCUUCAAAUUUUACGAGGCUUUCACCUCGGUCUGUUAGUUAAUCCAUGUUGUACUUUGGUGUAUGAUUGUCAAAUUCCAAUUUGUGUGCUGAAAAUUUCUAUUUGUGUUGAAAAAGGGACACAAGAAAUUUAGUGAAUUAGGUACAACAACGACUUAAAUUGAUCUCGUAGAAGAUAACGAAAUUAAAGAGCUAAUAUAUAAUUUUAUCUCAAACAAUGCUGAAAAGAGAUAAAUCUGUAAAUAACGAUGUUAUAAUCAAAUAACAUAGUUAGUUUUGUGGGAAUUGUUCAAACUCUUGUUCGAAUAGUGGGGGGCGUACGGAGUUGAGCAUGAUCUGGGGGAGCUCUCUUGGAGUUGGAGGAAGUUUGCCAACUUUCUUUGUCUUUUGCUUUCUUUUCUUGUACUUAUACCCAAGUCAGUUUAAUAAGGCAGGCAGCCCAUUUAGUGGCGAAACGAUGCCCUCUCUCGUCUGUAGUUCGACUAUUUAUCGACUGUCUCUAUUGAUUACGUAGUAUGCUAUAAGGUUACCUUUUGUUAUCUUGCGCUAUCUAUGGAACAAUACAUUCAUAAUUUUUAA
Messenger RNA from Linum trigynum, 7435 nucleotides. Lineage: Eukaryota; Viridiplantae; Streptophyta; Magnoliopsida; Malpighiales; Linaceae. The record is from the annotation of a GenBank genome assembly.